Messenger RNA from Oikopleura dioica, 1467 nucleotides. The record is from the annotation of a GenBank genome assembly. Lineage: Eukaryota; Metazoa; Chordata; Appendicularia; Copelata; Oikopleuridae.
AUGGCAAGUUUGCCCAUUUUGCGAGAUUUUUGGAGAUUUUCUUUUCGCUGCUUUGAUUGCAAGAAGAGCAAUUGUUUGACCCUGGCGAUCACGCAGACAGAUUUCUUCAACAACUACCUCCGGAUUACCUGUGAUGAAUGCAAUGCUUCAAAGAGCACCUGGCUUCUUCACCAAAAAUUCAAUGCUGCUUUCCACGGCGGUCUCACUAUGGCAGGCAUCACAAAACCUCAAGCUCAACGCGCUUUCUGUUUCGGCGGAUUCUCAGUAACAACAACAUCUGGACAAGCUUGCGUGCCCGAUUUCGUACAAGGUGGCAAAGCAUCCUCAAAAUUUCAAAAAAUCGUCGACAACAUCAUCCUCAACCUUGCAUCAGAGUCCAUGCUGAAUUUCCGAAAAUCUCUUGUGGCCGAGCGUCGUAUCCAGUAUCCAAAACAAGUCGAUGUCAGCUUUGAUGGCACUUAUAACGACACAGGCCACAAGAAGAACAGCGCCCAGGGCUGCAUCGUUUCCUGUGUAGCAAAAGUCAGAGGUGACUACAAAAUCAUCGGCCAGGAGGUCGUCAAAAAACGCCAGGAAUAUUCAGAGGAGCAGCUUCAGAAGCACAGUCGCGGAACAAUCGCACCAAAGGGAACAUGCUCAUCGACUUUGGAAACCAUUGGAACAAGAGAAAUCUACGAAAAAACUCUUCUUCCGAUUCACCAGGAGCUACCAAAUCACAUGAUCAACAUCUGCUGCGACGGUGACGCGAAAAUUCGAGACCCAAAGAACACGAAUGUCUUCAAAGAUCCGGAGAAAGAAGAUGAAGAGAUGAUUCCGCAAGAAAAAAUCAUUUACAGCAAAGACGUUGCUCAUGUUCUGAAAAACCUAUGGGGAACCUGUGGUCGAAACUUAGAAGCUGGCUCAUCGAGAUCAAAAUUUACUAAAAAUCAGAAGCUCGAAGUUCAUCAAAGAUUGCGCUGUAUGUUCAAAGAAAUUAUGGACAAACGAAAAUCUGGCGAAUGGUCACAUGAAGAUGCUAUGAAAAAGGUGAAGAAAACGAUUCAUCACGCUUGCGGCGAUCACAGAUAUUGUGACGAAAAUUGCCCUCGAAAGCCAGGAAUAAUUCAACCACAUGGUGAUCUUUCACAAGAAGACUGCAUUCGAAAACUCCAGGAAUUCAUGGACAAGAACUUCCCAGAAAGCUUCAUCAAAGAGCUCUCGAAUACCGGAACGACUUCUCCAGUAGAGUACUACCAUGCUGAAAUCAUUCGCAGAAGACUACAUGUCAAAGGAACAUUUGCUAGCCCGAUCAACAUGCGAUAUGAGAAACCUGGAUUGUAUGCCUCUCAAGUCGACAGAGAUAUUGAGAAUUCUCGAAAGAAUCAUUCAGUCGAAGCCGAAACCACAGACGAUGAUUUUCCUUCCUAUGAAGAGUUUCUUGAAAACGAAGGAGAACAAAAUUCAAUCGACGAAGAGAUCGAAGAAUAA